GGUCAUUGUUGUGGGUAAUAUAAUGGGUGUUUACAAAGAUGAAGGAUGGUUCUAUGAGGGUUGCAAUAGAUGUAACAAGAAGAUCAACAAAGUUGUUAAUCUGAGCGAUGAAACACAGGCAUCAGGUUCAGCUGUAACAAAAGAGGUUCUUACCUGUAUCUCUGAUCGUUGUGCUUUUAAAACUAUAACUUCUUAUCUGAAGUACAAGAUUCAACUUAGAGUUCAAGACCCUUCUGCCUCUGUUACACUUACUUUGUUUGAUCGUGAAGCACGGAAGUUGGUAGGAAAGUCUGUUGAUGAGAUUCUUAAUGCCAACCCUGAAUUUGUAAGUUUACAUUUAGUAAGCAUUUAG
This is a messenger RNA of Helianthus annuus (common sunflower), 352 nucleotides long. RefSeq lists its product as uncharacterized. The record is from RefSeq and is a predicted model, not a curated record. NCBI's taxonomy places the organism in Eukaryota, Viridiplantae, Streptophyta, Magnoliopsida, Asterales, Asteraceae. Bases 23 to 352 code for a protein of 109 amino acids. The transcript is spliced from 2 exons.